Messenger RNA from Toxorhynchites rutilus septentrionalis, 2424 nucleotides. Its product is annotated as vitamin K-dependent gamma-carboxylase. NCBI's taxonomy places the organism in Eukaryota, Metazoa, Arthropoda, Insecta, Diptera, Culicidae. The coding region runs from base 292 to 2268 and encodes 658 amino acids. The record is from RefSeq and is a predicted model, not a curated record. Gene Ontology annotation, molecular function: gamma-glutamyl carboxylase activity; vitamin binding. The transcript has 4 exons. Gene Ontology annotation, biological process: peptidyl-glutamic acid carboxylation.
GCAUCCUUUCGAGAUGUUUCACACUGUCAACAGAUUCCAGAACGGAUACGUAUAAAAGUAUGUCGAAAACUCCGUCCCGAUCAGUGUGUGUCUUUUUCUCACCGACAUCGUCAGUUUUCCAAACAGGAAGUCAAAAAAUGCCUAAAUCAAAAGCAACAUGGUAUCGUUAGAGCAUAUCAAGCUAUGAGUCUCGAGGGAAAUGAUGAAACAUAUAAUAUCUUAUCCGUCCAUGGAAAUUCGCGAUUCAAAUAGAAGCUAUUAGAUCACACGAACAGUGCAUCAGCUAAUCAAAUGGUUCAGCCGGCAGAUAAAAUGAGUGUAAAAUUGAAUCCAAAUCAUGUACACAAAACACACCUUAGGGGACUCGAUUGGAUGUUCGACAAGUUUUGUGGACACGAUUUGAAUAGUUUUCGGUCGUUUGAAAAUUUUUCCGCCCUCUUGUACCGCCGAACGGAUGGUGCCGCCCUUGGGGUGGCGAGGAUUAUGUUCGGGCUAAUGAUGUUGAUUGACAUUCCUGAGGAGCGCGGAGGAGGGAAUCUCGAUUAUCGAUGGGGCGAUCACAACGGUUGUAAAUUUCCGCUAAUCUAUGGAAUGGAACCUCCGAGCUAUCCGAGAAUGGGAAUUGUUUAUCUCAUUAUGUGGCUAGGGUCGUUGGGAAUAACUUUAGGAUAUAGGUAUCGUGUAUCGACAAUGAUGUUUGUCACUACCUAUUGGUAUGUGUUCUUGUUGGACAAAAGUGCAUGGAAUAAUCACAGCUAUCUCUACGGAUUACUUGGGAUAAUCUUCCUGUUUACAGAUGCCAACAGAUGCUUUUCUCUCGAUGCUAUAAGGAAUCAUAGCACACAGCAAGAUGUACCAUUUUGGAAUUAUUUCUUGCUGAAAUAUCAAUUUUUCAUUCUGUAUUUCCUUGCUGGAUUGAAGAAAAUGAAUGCAGAAUGGCUGUCAGGAUAUGCCAUGACCAAUUUGAGUUAUCACUGGGUAUUCUUCCCGUUCAGAUUGCUUUUAGGUGCAAAAUUCACUGACCUGCUUAUAAUCCACUGGUUUGGUUGCAUAUUUGACACGUUUGUAGUUUUCUUUUUGAUAUACGCACCAACUCGCAAAAUAGCCACGUUAUUUGCGUGUGCAUUUCAUUUGAUGAACUCUCGUCUUUUCCAUAUUGGCAUGUUUCCGUGGGUGUGUUUGGCGCAACUACCCCUAUUCUAUAGUGCACAUUGGCCUAGAGUUAUGCUGAAGAAGCCUCCCGAGUGGAGUGAAAGUGUAUCAAAAACGAAUCAACUCUCGAAGAAAAGGAGAAUGGUCACAUGUUCUGUGUUAUGUUAUUGCGUACUGCAGCUGUUCCUACCGUAUUCACACUCAUUAACCAAAGGAUAUAACAACUGGACAAAUGGUUUGUACGGAUACUCAUGGGACAUGAUGGUUCAUGCAUGGGAUACGGUACUCACCUCUAUCAAAGUUGUAGACAAUGCCCAGAACCAAUCACUCUACCUUCAACCGUACGCUUUCGUCGAUAACGACCGAUGGACAAAACAUGCAGACAUGGCUUAUCAGUUCGCCCAUUGCAUCGAUCGAAAUAUGCGUGAAAAAUCCGGAGCGCACCAAAAAGAAGCUUCAAACCAUUCCAUUUACUUCGAUAUUUGGUGUAGUCUUAACGGUCGAUUCCUGCAACGGAUAUUCAAUCCUGAAGUGGACAUACUAACGGCUAAAUGGUCUCCCUUCGAACCGGUACAAUGGCUACUUCCAUUGCUUCAUGAGUUCACCGAGAUGAGAACGAUGAUCCAAUCCGUCACCGAAGACGUCCAUUCGUGGAGUAACGAGUCGGAUGUUCUGUUUGUUGCUGAUUUCCCCGGACUCACAUUGGAUAACUACAUAGUACCCGAUAUGGAAAAUGUUACCCUAACCAUACUGGAGGGUAGUGUACAAUAUCGUCAUGCAGAUGAUCUGAAAUGCACACCGCUCACCAAAGGACAAAGUUUAAAGAUGAUUCCCCCAUAUUUCCACCACGUGAAGACUACAAGUGACACCCCAUCAUCAAUGGUGUAUACAUUUGUGAAUAAAACUAUGAAACACGAGAUUAGUGAAGGAAAAAUGGCAGACAGAAGCCAAACCAAAUCCAUACUGCCAUUAUGGCGGGAAUUCAGACAAAGAUAUGAAAAUUAUGUCAGAUUUUUCCACCAUAUGGGUAAUUCAUUACUCUACGAGAUAUAUGGGGUACCAAUGCCGAUACGAGUGAGGAUAACCCCCGACGAUAAUGCUUUAACGUUAGAAUAAACAAUAUAUCUUGUUCAAUUUCUGUUUUAUAGCAUACAUUCAGCUAUAUUAACGAAGUAGUAUCAUCUAUUGUGAUCGAUAUGAGCGGUGUUUAUUACCAUCUUAUUUUGAUAAAGUGUUUUAUAUUUUACAAUGGAAAUGUUCAUUCAAAAAUAA